Molecule: messenger RNA, 865 nt
Organism: Pseudomassariella vexata
Lineage: Eukaryota; Fungi; Ascomycota; Sordariomycetes; Amphisphaeriales; Pseudomassariaceae
Product: retrieval of early ER protein Rer1
Exons: 4
Coding region: 231-812 (193 amino acids)
Biological process (GO): protein retention in ER lumen; retrograde vesicle-mediated transport, Golgi to endoplasmic reticulum
Cellular component (GO): Golgi membrane
Source: RefSeq, a predicted model, not a curated record
CUCUAAAUUAACAGAUAUCCCCGUAGUUGGCCAAGCUAAACCUUGAAUUUGAAAGGUCGUGUGCAGUGCACAUCUAGAUCUCGAAAGACCACCUGCCGCAAGUCGUGACACGAAAUUGUACAGUACAAUCCAUUCAAUUUCUUGCCAUUGUGAACCUCGUCGCGAAUUUUUUCCACAGCUUGCUCUCAACAGUACUGCCAGAUUCAACUCGCUCUCCGCAACACGUCAAGAUGGACAACAUGGAGACCGAACAGACCCCUUUUGCGGCCGUCACAGCCCAAACCUCGAAGCUCCAGAUGCAAUACCAAGCGCUUCUGGACAAGUCGACGCCAUUUACUCUGUACAGAUGGGUUGGAACAGGCGCCCUUCUGAUGGUCUUCUUCCUGCGCAUCUUCCUGGCGCAAGGCUGGUACAUCGUGGCAUACGCAAUGGGCAUCUACCUUCUCAACCUGUUCCUCGCCUUCCUCCAGCCUAAGUUCGACCCCUCCAAUGAAGCGAUGGAUAAUGCCGACGACAUGGAGGACGGAUCUGCCGGCGGGCUGCCUACCAAGCAAGACGAGGAGUUUCGCCCCUUCAUCCGACGGCUUCCCGAGUUCAAGUUCUGGCACGCGGCCACUCGCGCCGUCGCCAUUGCCUUCCUCUGCAGCUGGUUCGAGGUCUUCAACGUCCCCGUCUUCUGGCCCGUUCUGGUCAUGUACUGGAUGAUCCUCUUCGUCCUCACCAUGCGCAAGCAGAUCCAACACAUGAUCAAGUACAAAUACGUCCCCUUCACGCUCGGAAAGGCCAAGUAUGGCAAGAGCAGCACCUCAUAGGUUGGCGUCUGCUGAAAUAGCCGUGGAUCUGCGAGAUGGGCCCCUAUGAGGUG